Lathyrus sativus (Indian pea) is the source of this 240-nucleotide messenger RNA. Lineage: Eukaryota; Viridiplantae; Streptophyta; Magnoliopsida; Fabales; Fabaceae. The record is from the annotation of a GenBank genome assembly.
AUGAAUACCAAUGUUGCCACAAUGACUACCAAUGUAGUUGUUACCCCUAAAGAAGACCAUGAGAAGAAGAAUGAGGAAGACAAUGGAGAUAAUUGGACAUUAGUUAAUAAAGCCACAAGAGAUAAAGGUAAGAAAAUAGUCUUUCUUGGAUCUACAUCUGUAGUUAAUUGUAUGAAUGGUUUUGAGGCACUAAGGGUCUUGAAUGACCCCUUAGUGACCCUUGAUAUAGGACCAUGUUAG